This is a messenger RNA of Aplosporella prunicola CBS 121167, 579 nucleotides long. RefSeq lists its product as uncharacterized. Lineage: Eukaryota; Fungi; Ascomycota; Dothideomycetes; Botryosphaeriales; Aplosporellaceae. The coding region runs from base 1 to 579 and encodes 192 amino acids. The record is from RefSeq and is a predicted model, not a curated record. The transcript is spliced from 5 exons. Gene Ontology annotation, biological process: small GTPase-mediated signal transduction. Gene Ontology annotation, molecular function: GTPase activity; GTP binding.
AUGGCGGAAAUUCGUCGUAAGCUCGUCAUCGUCGGCGACGGUGCCUGCGGUAAGACCUGCUUGCUCAUUGUCUUCUCCAAGGGUACCUUCCCUGAGGUCUACGUCCCCACCGUCUUCGAGAACUACGUCGCCGAUGUCGAGGUCGACGGCAAGCACGUCGAGCUCGCCCUUUGGGAUACCGCUGGUCAGGAGGAUUACGACCGUCUCCGCCCGCUGUCCUACCCCGACUCCCACGUUAUCCUGAUCUGUUUCGCUGUCGACUCCCCGGAUUCGCUUGACAACGUCCAGGAGAAGUGGAUCUCCGAAGUUCUCCACUUCUGCCAGGGUCUGCCCAUCAUCCUCGUUGGCUGCAAGAAGGAUCUCCGUCACGACCCCAAGACCAUCGAGGAGCUCCACAAGACGUCGCAGAAGCCCGUCACUCCUGAGCAGGCUGAGGAUGUUCGCAAGAAGAUCGGUGCGGUCAAGUACCUCGAGUGCUCGGCUAAGACCAACGAGGGUGUCCGCGAAGUCUUCGAGCAUGCGACACGCGCCGCGCUGCUCACUCGCAAGAAGAAGGAGAAGAAGUGCGUGAUUGUGUAA